GCGAUAAUUCAAAAAUAUGGAAAAUAUUUACGAGAGGUGUUCCGAGAGUGGGAAAGAAGAAACAGGCACCGGAUUAGAGUCUAAUUUCACGAGUGUUUUUCAACAGCUCGUGGAAAAAACAGAGGAGAGAGGAACAGAAGGAACCACGUCGUGGGCCUCAGUCGAUUCAGAAGGCAAGGCAUUGGAGCACCAUGAAGAGAGCAGCCCACAGCAAUCGCAAAGCAAAAGCCAGACAAGUUCAACGAUAGUGGAAAGAAAUUUGGAACUUCACUUGAGUCUUGAAGCGCAGCAAAGAAUUCAAGAUAUAUUGAAUGAGGUUCGCCAGUUGUCAGAGAAAGAGAAGUUGCUUCUUUACCUAAAGCUGCCAACCAAGACUGGGGCGAUUGCGGAGGAGAGUCAACCAAUUCCUCUCUCGAAUACCCGCCAGGAACAGACCCAAGCUUUUCAAUGGAUCCGAUCGAACCUGGAAGAAUGCGAGAGCACCUACACACUGCCAAAACACGAGGUUUACGACGACUACAGGUCAUAUUGCGAGAGCCUCGGUGCCAACCGAACUCUUAGUGCGCCAGAUUUUGGAAAAAUCAUCAAAUGUGUUUUUCCAAAAGUCAAAGCGAGGAGGCUGGGGACGAGGGGGAAUUCAAAAUAUUGUUACAGCGGAUUGAGGAAGAAAUUGUGCAGGGAAUCCCCUGCCCUUCCUAAUGUGAAUGGAAGUAGUGGCGGCGAGGUGAACAACAACCAAGUGAAUGAUUGCAACGACCUGACUGAAGACCAGACUCUUUCGGCUGCAUGCAACCUCGUUUGCGAGUGGGCCAAUAAGUUGCUCGGGCGCGUAUUUACGACAUUGCUUGAUCUGGCGCGGUUUUUGGUGGGCGGCAGUUAUGUGUCGACGAAAUCCAUGGCAGCGUUCGUUGUCAUGUCAGCAACUGAAAGCAAAGUUCGCAAAAUGUCAGAAAAGUUACAAUUUCGCUCCUCCUCCUCAUCUACUAAUUCUAUCUCACCCGACUCAAAAUCAAAUUCAUCUGAUGGAAAACGGUCUCCAAUUAGUACACCAACCUCGGUUUCAAGUGACAACCUCCAAAUCAAGCCACAGUUGUCGGUACCAAGUGCUUCUUCCCAACCAAAAAGCUGCUACCAAGCAAAUCGCACUGUUUCAAAUGGAGGCUCUGAACGGCCGCAGUCAUUGCCUGGGCUUAAGGUUGCUAUUGGUAACCAAGAUGUGUUCAAGCCAGGCAACAAUCUAAUGUCUCCUCCACAAUGUCCUCCCCUGAAGACCCUAACGAAGGCGGUUCCACCUUCACUUGGUUCGCCGAGGUACUCCAAUGCAGUUGCACAGGCGCGUGGAAACAUCACUCCUUCUAAUGGUUUUGCCCAAGCGAGUGAUGGCACUUUCCCUGUGGCUCCGCAGCAACAGCAACAAAGCUUUAACUCACAUACGCAGAUCUCAAGUCCCACGCAUGCGUCAAAGCGACAGACACAUGUUCAGCGGACAACCACUACGCUCAAAAGGUCUGACUCGUGCCCAUACCCCUCUCAGUCACCACGAAGCAACAGGCCAGUUGUAGGGAGCGUAACCACAGCUUCCCUUUCACCAAGGAUUCAAAGUGACGUCAUUCGAAACCACAGUUGGCAAAGUCCAAUAGGGAGUCUAGAACCAAGCCCAGUCGGAGCUGAGAUGCAUGCCAUGAAGAAGAUGAUGCAAGACCAGCUGAUUUCGCCGCUGCACAGCACAACUCAUCAUGACAUCAUGACAACACCCGAAAAUAGACAGCCAUUGUUGCAGAGGUGUCAUUCGGUACCAGUUCCCUUCAGUUCCCCUCAAGCAGAAGUGUAUUCGGCACCAUUAUCCUCCCAGAUUGGGGCCCAGUCUGUCAUGUCGCCAAUGGGAGCCAACAGGGGCUCCCCUUUUGCCCAUUUAAAAGAAAUGAGAACCAAGUUUUUAAACAACGAAAUGCAAAGUAAUGCGAGGAGGAAUUUGACGCCAUCUUUUUUUGGAAGUGAUGGUGACUUGAAUUUAAAGAAGGCACGAACUCUCCCUAGGACUGUCGAAAAUGAGGCUGCCUCAAUCCCAGACAGAAAGCCACAAAUGGCAAUAAUCGACGAAUCGUCUUUAGCCUCAGUCGAUAGUUUAAUUGAUUCGCCGUUUUCACUGGGAGGAAUCGAUUCCGCCGGCGGCUGCAAUAGUGUCACCGAUAAUGGCGGGAGUGGCCUCAGCGACCUUGACGGCCUGGAUGAUGCAGUUACCAUGGAUUUGUUAAGAAGUUUGAACAGUGGGAAUAAUAUUUGGGCCAACGAGUGGAACAAUGUUGCCAUGCAGCUGAUGGAGACCAGCUGAUAGUGGCUCACUCGAAGUAAUUGCGCAGCAGUUUGCCUCCUUGCUAUGCAUAUAAAACUAAUCGGAGGCUAAAGUAUUUUAUGACAUCCCCGAGGCGUUUGUUAUUUGAAAUUUGUAAUUCUGAGAUUGUUAAGAACGUUAUUCGGAUUUUGUAGCAAAGUAUUUUACCGAUUCAAAGAUAUUUCCAUUGGAACAGUUUUUUCAUUAGCGACCGGUUUGAAGUUGCUUUUUGUAAGAAAAUUGUUAUCCAUUUUUAAAAGUUAACUACUCGGCUUAGCGUUAUAGAAUAGCAUUUGGCCUUGUCAACCAUAAGGGCAUUCAGGUGAUAGUUUAUUAGUUCUAUUUACAUACAUAUCAAUCCUCUAGGCUUUUUCUUGUCUUAGUUUAGUUGAAAUCUUAUUUAUUUAUUUUUAAUUUCGCUAAAAGAAACAACUCUAUUGAAAAAUAUGCGUGACGAUAUAAUCGUUGCCGCCAGUAUGGUCUUAUUUUGCACCGGAACUUUUAAUAUUAAUUGUUGUAAACCGACGCAGUGAAAUCCAGGCGAUUAAAUAUUGUAAAUCUAAAUUGUUUGUUUUGCAAAAUAUUCAUUGAGAACACAGCUUUUCCUCUUCAAAUCAAAUGUGAAAAAACUGCAUCCUACGCAAACAUCAACCAGAAAACAGAUAAAGUUGCUGAUGGUUUUUUGAAUCUCGAAUCGUCUUUUUUACUGAGGUUUUGUGCAGAGUUCGUAUAGCCUGGUAUUAACCACUCAGCCUCGUAUAAAUCUAUAAACCGUAUGCCUGAUUGCAUAUUUGAGGUUUUCGAAAAAGCAGCAAAUUCUUCUCCAAUUUUAAUUGUUGCUAAAUUUAUACAUGAUUAUCAAUGUUUGUAAAAUCCAUUUUGAAAGUCUGUCUUUUACCAUAAAUGUUAA
Messenger RNA from Rhopilema esculentum, 3242 nucleotides. RefSeq lists its product as uncharacterized. The record is from RefSeq and is a predicted model, not a curated record. Gene Ontology annotation, molecular function: RNA polymerase II cis-regulatory region sequence-specific DNA binding; DNA-binding transcription factor activity, RNA polymerase II-specific. Gene Ontology annotation, biological process: regulation of transcription by RNA polymerase II. Lineage: Eukaryota; Metazoa; Cnidaria; Scyphozoa; Rhizostomeae; Rhizostomatidae.